Papaver somniferum (opium poppy) is the source of this 1941-nucleotide messenger RNA. RefSeq lists its product as uncharacterized. Lineage: Eukaryota; Viridiplantae; Streptophyta; Magnoliopsida; Ranunculales; Papaveraceae. The record is from RefSeq and is a predicted model, not a curated record. The transcript is spliced from 4 exons. Bases 1 to 1941 code for a protein of 646 amino acids.
AUGGAGCAAACUGCAUGGAAAAUAAAAUCUAAUACUAAAUGGUUUCAAGAAGGAGAUAGAAACACAUCAUUCUUCAUCAGCAAUGCAUAUGCUAGACGAAGAUAUAACAGAAUCAGACAACUUUACAUUGGUGAUGAAUUAGUGCCUGACAGAGAAGCUGAUUUCACUGAAGAAGAGGUUUUGCAUGCUAUCAGUGAUUUAGCUAAUGAUAAAUCUCCAGGUCCUGAUGGUUUUCCUAUACUUUUCUUUCAGAAGUGUUGGCGUUUCAUCAAGGAAGAUAUUAUGAGUACAAUCAUAGAAAAAGUUCUAGCUACAAGGUUAAAACUUGUUAUGGAUAAGCUCAUCUCCCCGGUACAAUGCGCAUAUAUUGAAGGUAGGCAAAUAAUUGAUGGAACCCUAAUUGCUAAUGAGUUGGUGGACUCUAGGCUUAUAUUUGGAAAUCCUGGAAUUAUGUGCAAAAUUGAUCUUGAGAAGGAUUUUGAAAGAAUCAAUUGGAGAUACCUGGAAUUUGUAUUACAACAAAUGGGUUUUAGCAAGAAAUGGCGUGAUUGGUUGAGGUUUUGUUACUCUACUUCUUCCUUCUCAGUUCUUAUUAAUGGGUCUUCUUUCGGCUACUUCACAAGUACAAGAGGUGUUAGACAAGACUGCCCGGUUUCUCCUCUUCUGUUUAAUAUUGCUAUGGAAGGUUUCUCUAGAUUCAUGGAUAGAGCAGCUAAUCUAAGUUUAUUCAGCGGCUUCUCUGUUUCCUCUACAAGCAUCAUACUCAAUCACCUUCAUUAUGCAGAUGACACUAUUUUCUUUGUGGAUAUUAACAAGGAAGAGAUGCAUAACUUAUUUUCGGCAUUACAUUGCUUUGAGUUCAUUGCUGGUUUAAAGGUAAAUCCAUCUAAAACAAAACUUAUUGUUGUUAGAGAUGUACCUAACUUACCUAUCUGGGCAGAAGAAUUUGGUUGUUCAACUGAUUACUUACCUUUUAUGUAUCUGGGGAUGCCGCUUGGUGCAAAGUCUGGCUCGAAAGUAAUUUGGGAUCCAAUCUUAGAGAAUUUUGAUGCUAGCUUAUCCGUUUGGAGAAGGAUUUCUUUAUCUAGAGGAGGUAGAGAAAUUGCUUUUUGGAAUGACAUAUGGUGUGGACAAUUCCCUCUAGCAACUGUUUAUCCAAAUAUGUAUAAGUCAUCGAUAGAUAGAAACGUCAAGUUAGCAGAUAUGAUAUCUUCGGAUAGUAAUUGGAAGUUUGAUUUCAAGAGAGUACUUCAUGCUUCAGAGGUUGAAGAUUAUGCCGCUCUUCUCACUGUUAUUGGUGACAACCCACCAGCUCGGGAUGGACUGCCAGACACGAGAAGAUGGAGACUAAACAUCACAGGGGUCUUUACAGUCAAGUAUCUAUAUACUAAAUUGGUUAGUGAAUUCGGUGUCGACAACUUUCCGUAUCAUUUUAUUUGGAAGUCUGCAGUACCGCCUAAAAUAAAUAUCUUAAUAUGGAGUUUAAUUCAUGGUAAGUUGAAUACCAUAGAUGUACUUCUACACAAAGGUAUGAACAUGUACAAUUCAUGUGCUUUAUGUGAAAUUGGUGUUGAAUCGCGUGACCACUUAUUUAUCCAUUGUAAUAUUGCAUAUAAGAUAUGGUGUAGUCUUAUCCCUAAUAUAGGUUGGAUGUGGGUUCUGCCCAGUUCUAUUAAGAUCUUAGUAGAGAUGUGGCAUCACCGUUUAUUUGCAAGCUCUGGUAAUUACAUAUGGGAUUUGAUUCCAGCAACAAUUAUUUGUACCAUUUGGCGAGAACGAAAUUGCAGACUUUUUGAAUCUCAAUAUCUUUAUAAAAUAGAUGAUGACUUGGUUCACGAAGCUAAAUCUUCAGUCCUAGCUUGGGCAGCUGCAGCAGGACACCAUAUUCACUUGAAUUUCUCAAGUUCUGUGCUAAAUACCUGGGACUCUAUUUUCAUGUAA